AUGGCCCUAAGUAAUAUGCCUUUCACCGGACUCUACGACGAGAGGGGUACGGCUUGCCCGGCUUCACUUAUCCAUUGCUCUGUUGAGGUGUCAAUACAUGGACUUCGAAACCUUGUAUCCCUGGGGUUCUUGUUCCAGAAUACAUCCCAGAACGACUUUGCAGAUGCGGUGUUCCACUGUCGUCUCGCCGAAGACUCUUCUGUAACUUUCAUCGAUUGUAGUAUCGAAAGGUGUACCGACAAAUUGAUAUCGGGGGAUCCCGAAGAGCGACUCGAGCCUAGAAAAUGCUCGAAUAUAUUACAUUUCGGCUCGUUCUUCCAGUGUAACGUUGGGCGUGUGGAGGCUGGAAAGGACGCGGUCAUAUUUAUUCGCCAGCAGCAACCGGAAGCACCUUCUGACGUGUAUGCCAGCUACAUUUAUGAAACAGUUGUCGAAGAAAUGCUGUCCACCUCUCCGUUCCUCUUCCUUCGUCCCUAA
Molecule: messenger RNA, 477 nt
Organism: Morchella sextelata
Lineage: Eukaryota; Fungi; Ascomycota; Pezizomycetes; Pezizales; Morchellaceae
Exons: 2
Coding region: 1-477 (158 amino acids)
Source: RefSeq, a predicted model, not a curated record